This is a messenger RNA of Schistosoma curassoni, 4740 nucleotides long. NCBI's taxonomy places the organism in Eukaryota, Metazoa, Platyhelminthes, Trematoda, Strigeidida, Schistosomatidae. The record is from the annotation of a GenBank genome assembly.
GAAUCAAAUUAUUGUACGCUAUUGGAUUCACGGUGGAGUGUACGCUCUCAUUCUUUAUUAAACGGAAUUCUUAAGAGUACACAAACGAUGACUGAUCAGAAGUUAGCAAAAGCAAAAGUGGUAUUUGUAUUAGGUGGACCAGGAAGUGGUAAGGGUACACAGUGUGAAAAAUUAGUCCAGAAAUUUCAUUUCAAUCACUUAUCUAGUGGUGAUCUUUUACGAGCUGAAGUUCAAUCCGGUUCACCAAAAGGUAAAGAGUUAAAAGCUAUGAUGGAGAGAGGUGAACUUGUUCCUUUGGAAGUUGUUUUAGCUUUACUUAAAGAAGCAAUGAUUAAACUGGUUGACAAAAAUUGUCAUUUCCUUAUCGAUGGAUAUCCACGUGAACUGGAUCAAGGCAUUAAAUUUGAAAACGAGAUAGUACAGCAGGAGACAAUCCAAAUUAUCACCAACUUAGUAGAAAUAAAUUCGUCCAAAUUUUCAACAUCUCAAUUUGAACUUACAGUUCGUAAAAUAAUCGUGUAAAGUUUACAUUUUCAAGUCAGUUUAUUCACAUAAUCUUAACUUAAUUAUUUUAUUGGGUUUUAUCAAUAAAACAAAUCGAUUCAUCAAUAAAAGUCGAAAUCAUUUCAGUUGUUAUGAUCACUCCUUUUUUACAUUAAUCAAUAUUUAUUUUGUCAAUCAUUCUGACUUGCCUUUCAUUUCAGUAGAGUUUAUCCAGAAACUAUGUUAGAUUUAUGCAGUAUUUUCAUAAACUAGAUUAAUGACUUAAAUAAUGAACUGAUUAAAAUUAACAUGGAAAUGUAUUUUUACUUCAUUACUAUGACUACUUAUUAAAUAAGCUGUACAAAACAUAGUGUUUAUUGACCGUAAAUAUGUGUCGGUUUCUUUUGUAAAUAUAUUGUUUGAUAUUACUGUAGUUGCUUAGCUUCGUUAAUCAAUCACCUUGAUAACCGUUAUUAUAUAAAUCUUACGGUGUUUGAAACCAGAAGGCAAUAAGAUGCGGCAACUACAGCUUAUUAGCGAAUAACACGGAUAACAAAACUACAAGCACAUCGAGAGAAUUUGAAGCAGAUAGGCCAAUUUAUAGUCAAAUCGAAUAUGGCGCAGCUAUGCGAAACAAAGACUAAUAACAGGAUUCGAGUACAUAUAUACAUGUGAAAGAGAAUAACUCAUCGAGCGGUAUUUAAACUAGAGAGAGAUAUGUACAUUGACUGUUAUGUGAUCGAGCGUACACGUUUAUCCAGACCAUAAUAGUACAAAGAAACAUGCGAAUUGUUGCUGUUCGAAUAAUAUUGUUUGUUAAGUUGAUAGAAGGGGUUAACAUAAUUUAACCAUAAUCGACAUUGUUUGUAGGAGAGUUGCUAUAUUACCCCGAUUAAAUGGAAACCUUUUUGUCUAAACCUUGUUCUGUGAGUCUGACUUCAAUAGUUUGUCUUGGUGAUUGCUACGAAUUUGAAUGCUACGUAAUUAUUUUUCAUGACUGUCGUUUAGUUUGACCAGAAUGCAGCCACGGUAUUUGCCUAUGUGCUGAAACGUAGGUCUGAAAAUGAUAUGAAUUGGGGUGGCACAUGCCAGACCAAGCCAGUAAUAUAAAGAGAGAAUACGAUGAAUAAGAAGAGUCACAAAUCAUUUAAUGGGCAUAGACACAAUUCCAGUAGCGAAUGAAUAAGUAUAUGUACAAACAACAUCCAGACAAGCAUGCAUGUAUAAGAAGAGUGUUGUGAAAACGCUAAUAAUUAACGAAACUAAUUACAAAAUGGCACACUUAACAUUCACAUGAUAAUUGAGUUUUAUACAAUAUUAAAUAAGAAUAAGCCUGUGUUAGAAUGUGGUCAUUAGACUGAAGAUUGGAAUUAUCUUUUUUUAAUGAUUGCACGUUUUUUUUAAAUCAAACAAGGUUUUAUACGUUUUCAACAAUAAUUUACUUUUCUUUAGAAAAAUAAAAUGGUUACUUAAUCAUGUACAUGAUAAAAACCAUGGUGAUAAUCUAGAAAAAUAUAUCCAACGUGAAAAUAAGUUUAAAAAUUUGUGAAAUUCUAAACAUAAUUGAUAGUUAAUUCGUUUUUACUAGUACCCAUUCUGCAACAGUAUAGAUUGACAUCUUUUAACUAUAAUUUAAUGAAUCUGAAUUAAGCUUAGUUAGCGUGCGAUAUAGCAUCUAAUCAUUCAAUGAACUAAAAAUAGAAUGAUAAAUUGAAUGUAAGUAAUCAUAUGGAAUCCUAUAUAUGAACUAAUAAUUUGAAAUCGUUUUUACAAUGUAUCAUCUAUUUUAGUCAACUAGAAAACAUUUUCAUAUUUCAGUAAUGAUACAUAGAUGUUUUAAUGUAAUCCUAAUAAAGAAUAACAUGCAACUAUAAACAGAAAACUGAUUAAAACAAGUUUAUAUGAUAAAUUUAUAGAUAAAUCGGAAUCACUAGUUUUCUUUUCUUUUUACAAUUCAUUUUAGAAAAACAGUUAAAAUUAACUAUGUCCAUUAUUUAUGUGAAGUCAUUUAAUUGUUAACUAAUUCCUAGUGGUAAAUAAAAACAGACAUUAAUAUUUGCUUGAAUGUUUUUGUAUGGUUAAUGUUUAUCAUUAUUACCAUUUAAUUUUUGAAUCAUUUUGAGUUAACACCUAAAGAUUGUUUUAUGUUAAAUAAUCCAACCAUGGACUUCUUAUAAUUUAAUGUGUUCACUUUAUAAGAUAAAAUAUUGUAUAAUUUGGUUAUUUUUUCCAAGAAACAAAAUAUACACAAAUUCAAAAGGGGUUUUGUGGAGAUUGUAGUGAUUUCAAUAGUUAAGAUCAUGAGUCAAUUAAAGCUAGACCACCAUGGGAUACCUGGAAGCACUGGAAGGCCGUUUCGUCCUAUUGUGGGACUCCUCAGCAGUGCAUAUGCAAAAAUUCAUAAUCAACUUAUUGAUUACUGCCUUUUAUUGUUUUCAUUUAAUGUCUACCACUGAUCAAAUUAAUUUACAUAGACAACAAGUGUUUGGUUUCUGGUUUUGACAUAAACUAACGCUAAAAAUGCUAUUGAUGUACGGAUAAACACUCACGAGUAAUAGAUAAAACUAGAUUACCAAAUGUUUGUGAAGAUUUUAUUUAUUUGACAUUAUAUUUAUAAUUUCGUAUAAGUUAGAUUUUUUCGUUUAAGGAAUAUGUUGAAUGGAGGUUAGUUGUGAUGUCUGUUGUUUAGAAUCAUGACGUAUCGAAAAUUGCAUCUUCUUACUAAAUAUCAUUGUUUUCGACUACUUAUUAUCUAUGUUAUUAUGCUACAAAGAGUGAAACAAUUAAACGAUAUACUUUUUUGAUCCUCGUGUAGUUCUACAUCGAUCCCAUUGCUGGCCAUUAAAUGGCAAGUGAUACUUUUUGUAUUCAGUUUGUCUAUCUAAUUGGAUAACAUAAAAGUAUUGUCUUGUCAAUAACUGGUAACUAAUCAGUAAUAUUUGAUUUAUUUACAUUUUUAAGGUAUGUCCUUGUUUGUGUGUGAUUAAUUUCGAUGUGAGUGAAGAGGUGAUGCGUAAAAGACUAUUGAAAAGAGCGGAGACUAGUAAUCGUGUUGAUGAUAAUGAAGAGACAAUUGUGAAACGUUUUCGCACUUUCAAUGAAUUAACAAAACCUGUUAUUGAACACUAUAAGAAAGAAAAUAAAGUAAUCACUAUUGAUGCUUCUGGUACAGUAGAAGAAAUUUUCGAGAAAGUUAAUCAUGGACUUCAAAAAUUCGGUGUGAAAUAAUUCAAUUCUUUUCAUUAGAUCAUUACCCCCAACAUAUUCACCUAAUUUCAUUACUUUAUUUUUUAAGUGUUCUAAAUAUUAAUUUAUCUUAUAUUGUACUACUACUGUUUAUAAUGUGGUCAUUACUAUUAUUAUAUUGAUUUAUAUUUUAAAACCUUAGAUGAUAGAUAUUACUUACAAAUAGUUUAUUAGUACAACCAUAUAAUCAAUAUAUAUGACCUGAUUUCGUCCAGAAGAAUAUAUUUUGUUUUGUUUACUUUUCAUUGAUAGAAGCAACUUCUUUGUUUUGUCCUAAUUACUCACCUUUUAAAUGUUUCGUUUUUUCUCCGUACAAGGUUUAUCUAUUUUAUUUUAUGUUGUCUCUCGUUUUUCUCUUGCUCUUUUUCAAGUGCCUGUACAUCGAUUGUCUCUUCUAGAUUCUUUGUUUCCUAUUGUUUAUAUAGAUAACCUUUCUUUUGAAAAGAAACUUAUAAAGUAAACAAAUAAAUAAAUAAUUUCUUAUUUAAAUUGUCUGACUAUUAAACUAAUUAACAAUUAGUAGUAACAUAAAUGUUUAUAUAGUAAUUUAAAAAAAGACAAAAUUAUUUAAAACCACGACCAAAAGUUUAUAGUGGAGAAUUCAUUUGAAAUUGAUGCAUUUAUAACAUUGAUCUGGAUAUUUUUGUUAGUUUAAAAUGAUUGGAUUGUACAGACUGAAGGUCAAACUAUAAAUCAAAUUAUCUUUUUAAAACAAUAUUGAAACUUCAAUAUUGAACUGUUACUAAAAAGAGAUAAAAUUCGUUAACUUGUUUAAAGCAAAGCCACAAAUGAAUCUAAACUUUUGUUAUUUAUUCAAAGUUAUCUGUAUGGAAAACAAAAUCUAUUUGUCUAUUCAGUGUAACAUUUUACUGUUCACAACUUAUUUCGAUUCUCUAAGAAACUUAGUAUUCUAUCUUUUACAAUUUUCUGUUUCAGAAAGCCAAGAACAAGUGAAUAUGUGUUUUAUUAUAUUUCGUGACUUUAUAUUAUGAUAAAUUCAUUAUUGAAUAC